Molecule: messenger RNA, 1015 nt
Organism: Hyposmocoma kahamanoa
Lineage: Eukaryota; Metazoa; Arthropoda; Insecta; Lepidoptera; Cosmopterigidae
Exons: 2
Coding region: 554-1015 (153 amino acids)
Source: RefSeq, a predicted model, not a curated record
CUAAAAUAAAUUUAUGUUACAUAACCGUGCCAUCUAUUCGAACUAUUCAUCAAUUAUAAUUAAUUAUCUAUUUUAUUCCAUUAUUUUUUUUCGGACUAUUUAUUUUUUAGUCCAAAUCCGAAUCUAUUUACUGUGAUGAAGAGUCGCGGGUUCGAAUCCUGCUGGGGAGCAAAAUUAGUGACAAGUACAAAUGCGCAUACUCGAUUCCAAAAUGUUUAAUAUUUUACCUGUGCUUAUUUUAUCGUUGUCCUAGUUUUACUAAUCAUUCGAUCAGUUUUUGUGAGUUCACUGUCGCAAGAUAUUAUUACCAAACAAUUUAUGUUUUUAUUCAAUCAUUUUACUAUGUACUACUCAUAUAUUUUAUUCUAUUAGGUCUUUGGCACAAGAUUUAUUCCUGUCAGAAGACGAGUGCGAGACGGUGCAGCCUAAGCUCUCGAAAUCCUCGAAGAAGCAUUCGAGAUGUGACCCUUCGACAAGUAAGAAGACAGGUGAGCCGUUCACUACCACUGCGCCUAAGAAAAGGAAAACCGUCAUCAACCCAAUCACCCCCGUCAUGAAGGCGGCGACGGCUGAGCUUUUCGGCAGCGAGAGUGAUGAAGAAGAAGGGUGCUCGACAGGUUCAACAAAGGCGACAUCCUGUGUAGCCAAUGCGGUCAAGUGUGACAUGUGCAACAUCGAAAUUCCUCAAAAGAAAUAUCAUUAUCAUAUGAGAACGAAUGUACACAAAGAGAAUUGUUUAUUAAAAACUGAAUUCAAAAAUAUUGACAUUAUUAAGACUGCAUUUAAGAACAGAAUUGUGACUUACCGCAUAAAUCCUGCACAGGAAGUCGAGUACCUCACACCCGAGGCGUUCCUGUACAGUUAUAAAAAUGAUGUUUCGAAUGUUAUCCAUUUAUCAAUACUGAAACACACAUGUCUGAAGUUAAAUUUUGAACUGUUUGCUUAUUUUGAGUUACCACGGUCAAGUACGCAACAGUUAAAAUCUUUUAAUACAAAGUUUGAUUGCGUUUUUUAA